GAGAGGGAGCAAUGACCCUUUGGGCCUGGGGAAGCAGGCAUGUGUAUCAGUGGGGGACACUCUUCACUACUACUAUAUCAUUACAAACUUCCCCCUGUGAAUUAUUGUGCUGAAUGACAUAUCAAUGAAAAAGAAGAUUAUUUCAAGAAAGCCAAAUAUUUUAAUAGUAAGUGCUAGCUUCCCCUAACACCUACUUUGUUAUUUCUCCUUUUUUUACUUUAGUAUCAUCCCAUGCACUAAACUCUUGUUAUAUCGGGAUCUAGGAAAGUACCAAAUCACAAAUAUUUAUUAUUCGCAAUCUUAUUCUAUAUUUUUGCAAGAAGUCAUCGAUUUCACAGUUCGAACUCAUAACCUACUCGUCAGCACCUUUACCCAUUACGCCAAAUCCCUUCCUCCUUUUUUCACUGUUGAACCUUUUUUUUUUUAAUAAAAGGAUUGGUAGUUUCUCUAGUACUGUAUAACUUAAAAAUGUAAUCUGCAGCCAAAAGGGUCCACUUGGAAGUCACAAGACAUGUUUUCAAGCCCUUUUAAACCUCAAUUUAAGUACAAGAAUUUUUAGUUGUUCUAGUUUUAUACAUAUUGUAGCUUCUUCUUCUUCUUCCUCUGUUGUUGAAACAUGCCUAAACCUGGUCCAAGACCCUAUGAAUGUGUUAGAAAAGCUUGGCAUAGUGAUAGACACCAACCCAUCAGAGGUUCCCUUAUUCAAGAAAUUUUCAGGAUUGUGAAUGAGAUACAUGGCUCAGCAACUAAGAAGAAUAAGGAAUGGCAAGAGAAGCUCCCUAUAGUUGUCUUGAGAGCUGAGGAAAUUUUGUAUUCCAAGGCCAAUUCUGAGGCUGAAUAUAUGGAUCUUAAAACUCUUUGGGAUAGAUUGAGUGAUGCAAUUGACACUGUUAUUAGAAGAGAUGAUAGUACUGAAUCAGAAUCUAGAGACCUCUUACAACCUUGCAUUGAAGCUGCUUUGCAUUUGGGUUGCUCUCCAAAAAGGUCAUCAAGAAGCCAAAGGAACAGUUCUCCAAGAUAUUAUCUAAGCCCUUUAACUCCAGAGUCUAAUUCUGGAAAUUCCCAUGACAGAAUUAGAGGAAAUCCUAUUCCUAGUAGUCCAUUUGUCUCCAAAGAUCAUAAAUUUUUAUCGGCUACAGUCAAAAAUCCAAACCCUUCUAGCUCAGAAGCUAACAAAAUGUUUCCUUUCUCAACUCUGAAAUUUCCUCCAUCUGUUGGUAUACAAACUUUGCCAAUGCAGACUGCUCGUGCCUCACCUAAUUCUUGCUCUAUGUAUCCUUUGUAUUACGGUUCUCAAUUUGAACCUUCUGGUAACAAAUUUGGCUCUAGACGUGAUCCCGAUUCAAAUGCUAUGCUUGUGGAUGAGAACAAGAAGUUUGCUCCAAGAAAUCCUCGGUCAAGUAACUUAAACGCUUCAAAAGUAGCUUCUCGGGCAGAUUGUGAAGAUGUAAUUGGGUGUGACUUAUCGCUGCGUUUGGGUUCUUUUGUGGUUCCGUGCACUAGUGUUGACAACACUUUGCCUGAGGAGAACAAAGGUGGUGAUAUAUGCAACUUGAAUGAUCUAACUCCACAAUUCAACAGAGGUUUGUCUUUCUUCUUAAAGGAAAAUGCUGAUAAAAAUCAGCUUGAAUCAUCUUCAAGAAAAACGAGUUCCAAUGGCAAAAAUACGAAAGUAGCAUCAGUUUUGGAAAAGCGAAAACUCGUUGAGGAUCAGCAGAUUUAUUGGCCGGUGAAGCUCCCGUUUAACAAGUUCAGGUCAUAGGUUAUUAACUUUAGUUUCAGUAGUUACUUUGACAAAUUUUGGAAUAGGAAAGUGAUAGUCUGUGUCUUGUAGUCUCCUAGCUGUAGUUUUGUAUUUGCUUUGAUGAGGUUUGUUUGUAACUUUGUAUGCUGCAAACUGCUCCUUUUUGAAGUGUUUAAAUUCAAUGAGUUCCAAAUCCUUGAAGAAAAAUCCAGUGGUACUUUCUUUGUCCACUUGACUUUUACAUUCAAGAUCCACCGACCUACCAAAAAAGGGUAGCCCGGUGUAUUAAGCUCCCGCUAUGCGCGGGGGAAAGGCUGGACCACAAGAGUUUUGUUGUACGCAGCCUUACCCUGCAUUUCUGCAAGAAGCUGUUUCAACGGCUCGAACCCGUGACCUCUUGGUCACAUGACAUCAGUUUUACUAGUUACGCCAAGGCUUCCUUCACACGAUCCAUGGCCAUAAUGGUCCAAAAAUUAGACCACACUAAAGACUGUGGCAGUAAUAACGUGGUGGGAGUAAGGAUGAAGUGAUUGAUUAAGAAGGUCGUGUUGCUUUUGAAGUGAAAUGAAGGGUCUUUUUCAGAAAAGUGCCACUUUUGAAGUGUUGAUAUCAAUGAAUUCCAAAUCCAUGUAGAAAGAUCAAGUGCUACUUUCUUUGUGAACAAGGCUGUUUCUCUGCUCUUAAUCUUCAUUUGGUAUAUCUGUACUUUUAAAGAGAGAUGGGGGCUGGGAAGGAGGCAUCUGCUUGUGAUUCUUGCAUAAACCCCACUUGGAUUGUACAUUCAAGAUCCAUCAACAAAGCCAAAUGGUCCCAAAAGAAAAAGAUAAGACCACACUAUACAUACACUGUAGAAGUAAUGAAGUAGGGUGUAAGGGGAUGAAAUUAUGGACAGGGACUUUGUUGCUUUCCAACUGAAGUGAAGGAUCAUUUCACAAGAUCUGGUUACUGAAAUGGGGAUAACUGGACCCCCUUCUACUAGUAUUUUCUUUAUGUACACCCUAUGUUUACACGAAACCAAUUAGUGCAAAACAUAGUGUAAGCAUUUAUUAGGAUAAGUGAUGUACUUUCAUUUUAGUUAUUUACUAGUAAGGUUAAAUUGCUAGAUUACGUGUUAACACAUAGUGUAAGGGGUCAUUUUUGUUGGGAAACAAGUUAUCCCAGGAUUAAUUAUCUCGGGAUUAGUUAUCCCAUAAAAAUAACACUAUAAUCCUGGGAUUAGUUAUUUUUAUCCCAACCAAAUGU
Messenger RNA from Nicotiana tabacum (common tobacco), 2986 nucleotides. RefSeq lists its product as uncharacterized. The record is from RefSeq and is a predicted model, not a curated record. Gene Ontology annotation, molecular function: transcription coregulator activity. Gene Ontology annotation, biological process: regulation of DNA-templated transcription. Lineage: Eukaryota; Viridiplantae; Streptophyta; Magnoliopsida; Solanales; Solanaceae.